Funneliformis mosseae is the source of this 149-nucleotide messenger RNA. Lineage: Eukaryota; Fungi; Glomeromycota; Glomeromycetes; Glomerales; Glomeraceae. The record is from the annotation of a GenBank genome assembly.
UGGCAGGAUCGCAAAAAGGUAAACGGUCUAGCAGCAAAAUAUUUUCCUACGACCAUCGAAUAUGGUGUUAUACUAAUACCAUCAGCAUUUAGAGCUUUAAAUUCAGUAAACGACACAAAUAUUCAUCACUAUGAAUUAAUAAUCACACC